Trichomonas vaginalis G3 is the source of this 232-nucleotide messenger RNA. RefSeq names its product SLEI family protein family. The record is from RefSeq and is a predicted model, not a curated record. Lineage: Eukaryota; Parabasalia; Trichomonadida; Trichomonadidae. The annotation marks the transcript as partial. The transcript has a single exon.
AUGCUUCCUCUCUUCAACAAAGUGCUUCCUCUCUUCAUCAAGGUGCUUCCUCUCUUCUUCAAAGUACUUCCUCUCUUGAUCAAGAUGCUUCCUCUCUUCAACAAAGUGCUUCCUCUCUUCUUCAAAGUGCUUCCUCUCUUCUUCAAAGUACUUCCUCUCUUCAUCAAGGUGCUUCCUCUCUUGAUCAAGAUGCUUCCUCUCUUCAUCAAGGUGCUUCCUCUCUUCAUCAAGG